Messenger RNA from Spirometra erinaceieuropaei, 5443 nucleotides. NCBI's taxonomy places the organism in Eukaryota, Metazoa, Platyhelminthes, Cestoda, Diphyllobothriidea, Diphyllobothriidae. The record is from the annotation of a GenBank genome assembly.
AUGAGUUACUCUAAAGUGUAAGGUGUACCGCCGCCUUUGCCCUGCCGAACUGCGGGUUGCCUUGUUUUUACAUGACUAUGAGUAUGCGUGUUAACAAUAAGGUCUUAGGCAACUUGCUUUUGACUUCCAUAAUCGUUUAUUGCCUCGUACGGCUUACCAAGAGCAAUACUUUAUUCCACACGAGGCGGGCCUUUCUUCGAUUUGUUUUCCUUCCAUAAACUUAUUCUCAUAAGCUGCUCCGAGAGGGAUCUUAGUUUGCUUUCAGGAUCCACGCAUGACGGCACACUUAGGUCAUAAUGAAUGACCACCUUUUGCACCUGGGCGUGCAUACUCCAAUGUCCAAAAUAAGGAAAAGCAGAUACGAGCUCACCAGACCGGCUUCUACAGACUUCCAUGCCAGGAUUGACUAAAUCUUUCAAAAAGACCCAGCUGUGACCGGAGGGAAAGUUGUAUUUAUUAAACAACCCUCGUAUGAAGAAUGUUUCUCGACGAACAGUACACUCUCCUGAGCGUUCUUUGCAAGUAACUUCACCAAAAGUCCAUUUAUUCUUCCAGUUAUGUUCAUUACUAUGAUCUAGUCCCUUUUCAUCCCGAUACCACCGUCUGCAUGCCUCAUGGGUAUAACGUAAGGUAAUAUAGGCCGAUGCAUGACAUGGAGGCCAGGACAGGUUGGAUGACAGGAUUCGCACAAACAGGGAAGAACAAAAAGGUAGGUAACGAUAUCGGAACUUCGAUUAGUGAAGAACUCGACCGCCGCAGAAUGCUUUAGUAUUGCGCUAUUGAGCUGAGAAAAGGAAGCACCGGCGGCAGACGAGAGAGUGCAAGGGAAACGUUCCGACACGUGAAUGUCCUUCAUUAUAACCGUGGAGGAUAAUUACCGCUGCCAGACUUGACUAAUUGGGCUCGGAAAGAAAAGUAACCUGCGAACCAAGAUACGGUCCAACCAGGAGAGCAAUGAUUGGAUACUUUAUAAAGGAGGAAAUGUCAUGGAACAGUAUUGAGAACAGAGAAAUAAGCAAGAAACGCACAUGCGUGCUCAAGAGUACACUCGCCUAGACCUCCGAGAGAAGGAUUAAUCACCAGGGCAACAGCAUCGGAGAUACUACACCUGGUCCUAUAGGUAAGUUGCGAAACUUUCCACAAAAUGGACGAAAUUACUUGAUGUUUGUGGUGACUCGCUCAACUAGCUUCUGAGGAGCGGACGAACAUGUAGCCGGAUUGCAGGCAUUAGGACCAACACUAUCCGGUUUCCAGAGAUGUAGAUGACUCUUACAUUACACCAAGAACAAGGUAUCUCCCGUGCCUUGAAAGACGGCGAAAUAAAAAGCAGCAUGUUUGCGAUACGUUCGUAGGAAACCAAUUUUCUGAUCGAGCCAUGUUUUCGGAAAAAAACCAGAACCUUUCGCCAGAAAACCACUCAAGCAAUGGAAGGGACCGUUGCAACUCACCCCAUUCACGCACGGGCUCCUUAGACUGGUUGAGUAGGUUAAACUGGCUAAAUGAUAACCCCUAAACUAUGUACUUUAUAACGGUUUGCAAUUAUACUACGUGCCAAUGCGUACACCCAGAAAUCUAGUAUUUUGUUCAUUCAUCGUCACAACUCAGUGCUGAGAGCAGUCCGGAGACGUGAACUGCAUGCUAUAGCCUUGUGGAAACGAACGUUCAAUGUUUUCGCUUUAGGUUGGAGUCUACUUUUCGUUUGGGAUUUAAUUUGCUCAUAGAUGUUGUUUGAUAUUCUCAACUCAAUCCGAAUUAUUGAAUGUAAACGCUUUGCUCGAGAACAGCUGAUGUCAAGGUUAUAGCAAGGUACACUGUCAUAUAGCGAGUCAGAUAAUCGUUUCGUUGAAGAAAAGUUGCACUAAUCUGCAAGCGCAUGGAUAUGACCCGAAGAAAGGGGGGGGUCCUACACCCUUAGGCGAGCCGUUUUACCGCACUGCAACCGUGGAACAUCGUCCUUAUCCUUUUUUUUAAAUAGAAGGAACUCUUUUCACCCAUUGCCCCUUGUGUCCGCAACGGUUUUUCAACAGUGACAACAAGGAAAAAAGCCAAGCGCUCUACGAGGCAGGCAAGGAGUCCAACAAGGCCGUAUUUACUCUCCAAGGCUCUUUGACUGUCGAAUUCACGGAAACUCAUCUACAGUUUGAGGCGGGAGCAUUCACUCUCUUCGGUGAAUCAAUACUCUCUAGUAAGUUGUCUUGUUUGACUUUGACGAGUAAAGUAGAGCAGAGCCGUCAGGCUUCGGAGACAAAUACUUAAGCACAGCCAACUCGGUAUCUCCGAAGGUUACCAAUAAGGCGCCACAUUUAUUUAACUGUCAAAAACAGUUACUUGUGGCAUAAAGAAAGUCUUAAGCUCUUGUUUGUCAAAAAGUAGGAAUUUGUGGCAGGCUACGGGAGCAGGGGCAGAGGACUAGCGCAGAAUGCUGUCAGGAGAACCGCUUAACCACAACAACUGAUUACCGUCAAAUGGCUUGCAUAUUUUGGACUCUCAUUUCGACAGCUCGCUUCAACCGGCGCCCAAGUCACUCAGUAGCAUGCACAUGAGAGGUGUGAUUGGUCCCCCCGGCUCGGCAACGAUUUAAAGCAUGGUUUCCAACAGAAUCGUAGGGGAAAUAUGCAGACGAACAAUGCAGGGUAGCUUCCUGCGCCGCCCUACGUGUCUGCAAUAAUUGACACCACAACGAUUCUAUGGGUUAGUUCAGUUGAUGUAAAUGCGGAAGAGGAUAUUCACAGCCUUACGAUCAAGAAGGCAUUAAACCGUCAAUUUAACAACCCAAGAACUCAUCCUCAUCUGCUUUGCGACUUGAGCAUCCUAGUUCGUUUUCCCCGAAUCCAACCUGGGAAGUUUGUUUAGUCAAAUUAUUUGCUCUUUUUCAAAAAACAUAAGUUUCGGAGGGCAUAGCUGAAUGCGAGAUUAGUGCUCUGCCUGGGGCACAGCCGAUUUGGUAACAAAACUUAACCGGGAGCUCUGGUCUGAAUAAUGCCGGAUGCCAUCUCAAGUUGUCUUCCAACCCUAGGUUACUAGUUCCAAUACAUGCGCGCUUCUUGCAUUUACGCCAAAAUAACGAAUCGCUUAUCUUCAGAUAUAAACGAAACCUUCCCGGUACUUCCCGAUGACUGGAACUUGGAGGCUCUUCUCCAAACUCUGGGCAAUAAGGCGAGAUUUACUCCAGAUUUCAAUACGCGCGUAACAUCGGAUGUCCUUUUUCUGGAAAUAACAGCCGAAAAGUAUCUGCUUAUUCGCUAUCUCAGUCAGAAGAUUCAGACAGGCAAGUCCCUAGUGGUUUGUCAACACCUCUGAUAUUACUUCUCCCGUGACACGUCUAUUACCUUUGAAACUAAACUGAUGUAGGACAAGGGCAAGAGACCAUCAGGAAUCGGUAUUCUCGUGCAGAAAUCAGACGCUCCGCGACAGGAUCAGGCCACUGACCUCGAUCCACCGUUAGGGACUUCAGCAUUCAUAGAGACUCGACUACUGGAGCACGACUUUUAUUAGCCUGACAUUUCGGAUUCAUUUUCGAAACCACUGUCAUCACGCCUUGUCGUCUAUAAUGAUGGGUUCAAGAACGAAACGUGAGGUAGAUAAAAUGAUCGUUCCAACGGUUGAGUCCCUACUUUGUCCAUCCUUUCUUGUUUGACGAAAAUUAAAUAAAAUUCCGGUUCCAGAAAGGCACUGUUAGCUGCCACCGCGAUAAUACGACAGGGAACCCAGAGCGAAGUAAGGGCUAGAAGGAACGGCUCCGUCCUGACACUUCUGAAAUGAAAAAUACUCGAAAUAACAUGAAUUCCAGGCCACUCCUGCCUGGACCUUCUGAGUUACUUGUACUUGAUACGGCUGCGAUCAUGCCUGAUUUAGCCGGCCUCGAUGAUGUCCCGAAUUGUACCUCUCCACGCGUGAGUAGUCCAGCUCGCAUACUAUUCGCCCGCACCACUGGACUAGGGUUGCGGAGCGCGUCGGUUCCCGCGGACACCGUAGCAUGGGUCGUAAUACUGUGAUUGGACAUGUUGCAUGAGGUUUCUUGGGAAUUUCGAAUACGGGCGGGUCCCCAACAGCCGCUCGGAUUGUUUGUUCGAGGUUGUCUCCUCUAGCGCUUUGGCUUAAAAACCUAACCACAAGGCAGCGGUGGCAAGUAAACUUAUUUAAUGGCGGUUUACGGUCGCCAUGUCACAAUGCCGUCAUUGGGCUUUGCGGCAUUUUAUAAGGCUUUCAGCGUGCCAGACUUCAGCCCACCGCACCCUGGUAGCAAUGUCGCUGCUGGUCCGCGACUGCUUAUUCGUCAAACCUGGGUCUGCUUAUUUCGCAGCUAACCUUCACUGAAGGUCGUCCCACUAUCCGCCACCUGUGGACGCGCCGGGUAGCCAGCAGCAAGGCUAACGGGCAACCCGUCUUCUGACUGACAGGAUUUAGUAAAGAAAUUGCAGCUACGACCAAAGAUUUCAGGAGACGAAGAAUUUGCGAAGCAAAAUCAGCGGGGAUAGAGAUAAGCAGCUUUAGCUCUCUGGUCGGCCCAAUAAUAGAAAACAUGAAAAUAAUGACCACUCAUCUCCUAAGGCAGACAUUGCAGUGACCAACGCUAUACCUGAAAUGCAAACAUGAUGAACUGGGAUGCGAAAAAAACCAUUCUGAGCCAUGCUUAUCCGUUUUCCUCAACCGAUCUUCGUCGACCGGCACCGCAACUCAGCAUCAAAACCCGCUCCCAGAAUCGUCGCAAAACGUCUGCUAGCAGGUUUCUCUAUAAAUAGUCCUGCAGCUAGCUGUCACUAACGCCUCGGAACAAUUUUUAGAAGGGUUACAAACGUCUCUGAGUCCGAACCACCCCUUUAAUUAAUUUGAACUUUCACACACAUACGCUGAAAGCUAGUCAAAGCUAUCAUUUUAGCCCCGAAGUAAGGUGUGCGAAAAUACGUACCUUAGGGUGGUCAGAUAAUUUUUUCCAUAACAGGUAGCAAUUCAAGCGUAUCACAUACGGCAUCCUUCCCGGUCCGCUUUCUGCUCGCCGCCAUUUUCUGGCAAAAUGCGAGAUACUUUUGAGACUUAAAUCCGUCAGUUCAAUAAAAACGUACGCUUGCAAGCGUAACUGCUUUCGACUUAGUGGGACCUUUCACUAAAAGUAAUGGGCUGCGGGCAUAGCUCGCAAUUUCAAUGAGACUUUCAUGAAAUACACGGGACCAGAUUACUUUUGAGGACGUUUUACUAGGUCUGGCGUUGGAGAAGAAAUAAACUUUCCUUUUAAACCUCUUUAUUUUGACCAGAGCAACUGUCCGCAGACCGACAUGGAGCAGUGGUCCAGUUGUUUGAAAAGUUUUGGGAAAGAAGACACUCAAAGAAUCUGCAGAUUCUCCAUGACAGCUCAGGUGUGAGUCUGACGGAGGAGAGCAGAGACGUGGAAAAACUGUCUGGGCAUCAUUUGCAGCCCGACAGUCUACAUCGCCUCAGCAGCUAG